Messenger RNA from Cooperia oncophora, 840 nucleotides. The record is from the annotation of a GenBank genome assembly. NCBI's taxonomy places the organism in Eukaryota, Metazoa, Nematoda, Chromadorea, Rhabditida, Trichostrongylidae.
AUGAAGUUUGUAGUCUACAAACCACCAACACAAUCUCGAUCGGCGCCACUAUUCUACUAUGCGGAUGGCGAUCGUAGUAACUGGAAUCUUGGAUCGCUGCCAAUUACUGCCACCAUCACUGCGGUUGGCGCAACACUUCAACCGUUCUACGAACGAGAUCAGAGGCACUUCAUCUUCGCGUACAAUGACGACAGUCCCUCAGGAAAAGUGGAAUCCUACAGGGGACACAGUAAAGGCGUUGUGGUAUUUGACGAUGAAACUGGCUUCUGGAUGAUUCAUAGCGUGCCAAAUUUUCCAUCGUUAAGCUCCUAUUCUUAUCCAGCAACCGGCAUCAAAUUCGGUCAGACGUUUUUGUGUUUGAGCCUUCCUACACGAUUCCUUGGUGAUGUCGGAGAUCAUCUGCGGUAUCUCCAAGCAACGCCGUUCUUUUACAACUUGCCCAAUCAAUUCAGUGAAAGAUUCCCCGUUCUUGUGAACAUCGUCAAAAAGCAAUCCCUAUCGAAGUCGGCCACUCAUUUCACACGAAUCGGUCAGCUCAGUACUAUCCGAGGAAUGACGCUUAAGAGCUUUGCCAAGCACAAGAAAUUUAAUAAAGACCUCUGGUUCGAUCUGGUGGGUCCUGAGCUCGGAACAAACAUGGCGGUUGAGAGCUGGCUGAACGGCGGUGCUGACGAUCUAGAAAGCAUUUGCACAAGAAGAAUAAGCGUUUACGACGUCUCCGAAGUUACUCUACCGAACAUUUCAUUCAACAGUUCACGGGACCACUCAAAAUGGGCUGUGGCAGAUACCGAGGGACGAACAUCGACCGUAUGCGUCGGGGAUCUGAAUCGACAGGUGUGA